Oncorhynchus kisutch (coho salmon) is the source of this 5168-nucleotide messenger RNA. Its product is annotated as vinculin. The record is from RefSeq and is a predicted model, not a curated record. Gene Ontology annotation, cellular component: actin cytoskeleton. The coding region runs from base 229 to 3432 and encodes 1067 amino acids. Gene Ontology annotation, biological process: cell adhesion. Gene Ontology annotation, molecular function: structural molecule activity; actin filament binding. Lineage: Eukaryota; Metazoa; Chordata; Actinopteri; Salmoniformes; Salmonidae. The transcript has 22 exons.
UCGGGUAGGUUGCUCACUCUUCGAGAGCUGCGGUUGGGGAUUCUCACGUUGAUGGUUGCAAGGGGAGUAGUUAGUGUUCCCAGAGAGCGAAACUGUGCUGGGCUAGGAAAGUGUUGGAUUAACCUUAGACUUUACAGGGGCACAAACAAGAGAGGGAACUUUUGAAACAGCCAAACGGGACAAUACUUUUUUUCCUCUUGGAUAGGAGAGCGGACUCAAGUUUUCAUCAUGCCGGUUUUUCACACAAAGACGAUAGAAAGUAUCCUAGAGCCGGUGGCUCAGCAGAUAUCCCAUCUGGUGAUAAUGCACGAAGAAGGUGAGGUGGACGGGAAAGCUAUCCCGGAUCUCACGGCUCCCGUGGCUGCGGUGCAGGCAGCUGUCAGCAACCUGGUUCGGGUGGGGAAAGACACUGUCCAGACCACAGAAGACCACAUAAUGAAGAGAGACAUGCCUCCAGCUUUCAUCAAGGUGGAGACCGCGUGCACCAAGCUGGUGCAGGCGGCGUCCAUGUUGAAAGCAGACCCUUACUCCGUCCCUGCUCGAGAUUACCUCAUCGACGGCUCCCGUGGAAUCCUCUCUGGCACCUCUGACCUGCUGCUCACCUUCGACGAGGCUGAGGUUCGUAAAAUCAUCCGUGUGUGUAAAGGUAUCCUGGAGUACCUGACCGUGGCAGAGGUGGUGGAAUCCAUGGAGGAUCUGAUCACGUACACCAAGAACCUGGGACCUGGGAUGACGAAGAUGGCCAAGAUGAUUGACGAGAGACAGCAGGAGCUGACCCAUCAGGAACACCGCGUGAUGCUAGUCAAGUCUAUGAACACUGUCAAGGAGUUGCUGCCUGUCCUCAUCUCAGGUAUCAAGAUCUUUGUGACGACCAAGACGUCCGGCAGCCAGGGAGUAGAGGAGUCUCUGAAGAACAGGAACUUCACCUUCGAGAAGAUGAGCGCUGAGAUCAACGAGAUCAUCAGGGUGCUGCAGCUCACUUCCUGGGACGAAGACGCCUGGGCCAAUAAGAAGGAUACAGAGGCCAUGAAGAGAGCUCUGGCGCUCAUCGACUCUAAGAUGACCCAGGCCAAGAGCUGGCUGAGGGACCCCGACGCCCAACCAGGGGAUGCAGGGGAACAGGCCAUCCGUCAGAUCCUGGAUGAGGCUGGGAAGGUGGGAGAGCUGUGUGCUGGGAAGGAGCGGAGGGAUAUCCUGGGAACAUCCAAAACCCUGGGGCAAAUCACUGACCAGGUGUCUGAGAUGAGGGCCAGGGGUCAGGGGGCAUCUCCUGCAGCCAAGCAGAAGGCCCAACAGGUCUCCCAGGGCCUGGAUGUUCUCGCGGGGAAAGUGGAGAAUGCAGGCCGGAAACUGGAGGCCAUGACCAACUCCAAACAAGUUAUCGCCAAGAGGAUUGACGCUGCUCAGAACUGGCUGGCAGACCCUAACGGUGGUCCUGAGGGAGAGGAAAACAUUAGAGCUCUCCUGUCUGAGGCCAAGAAGAUCGCUGACAUGUGUGAAGACCCCAAGGAGAGAGAUGACAUCCUGAGGUCCAUCGGAGAGAUGGCUGCUCUCACCGCCAAGCUCUCUGAGCUCCGGAGACAGGGUAAAGGUGAUACUCCGGAGGCCAGGGCAUUGGCGAAGCAGAUAGCCACAGCCCUACAGAACCUGCAGUCUAAGACCAGCAAGGCUGUUGCCAACAGCAGGCCUGCCAAGGCUGCUGUCCACCUGGAGGGGAAGAUAGAGCAGGCCCAGAGCUGGAUGGAGAACCCUACCAUGGAUGACGGGGGAGUGGGCCAGGCAGCUAUCCGGGGGCUGGUGGCAGAGGGCCGUCGUCUGGCUAACGCUCUGCCAGGUCCCUACAGACAGGAGCUGGUAGGGAAGUGUGAGCAGGUGGAACAGCUGAUGGCCCAGCUAGCCGACCUGGCCGCCAGGGGUGAUGGGGAGUCCCCGCAGGCGCGUGCCGUGGCUCAACAUCUCCAGGAGAGCCUGAAAAACCUCAAAGGAACGAUGCAGGAAGCGAUGACACAGGAGGUGUCAGACAUCUUUAGCGACACGACCACUCCCAUCAAACUGCUGGCUGUGGCCGCCACCGCCCCACCCAACGCCCCCAACAGGGACCAGGUGUUUGAUGAGAGGGCGGCCAACUUUGAAAACCACGCCAACAAGCUGGCUGCCACGGCAGAAAAGGCUGCCGCUGUUGGAACCGCCAACAAGAGCACUGUGGAGGGGAUCCAAGCUGCCGUCAAAUCUACAAGAGAUAUUACACCACAGGUGGUCUCUGCUGCCCGUAUCAUGCUGAGAAACCCAGGCAACCAGGCUGCGUUGGAGCACUUUGAGACCAUGAAUAACCAGUGGAUUGACAACGUGGAGAAAAUGACAGGUUUGGUGGACGAGGCUAUAGACACCAAGUCUCUGUUGGAUGCCUCUGAGGAGGCCAUUAAGAAAGACCUGGAGAAAUGUCGCGCUGCCAUGGCUAACCACCAGCCCCAGAUGUUAGUGGUAGGGGCCACCAGCAUCGCCCGUCGGGCCAACCGGAUCCUCCUGGUAGCCAAACGGGAGGUGGAGAACUCUGAGGAUCCUAGAUUCAGGGAGAUAGUGAAGGCUGCGUCUGAUGAGCUGAGCCGGACCAUAUCUCCCAUGGUGAUGAACGCCAAGGCUGUGGCUGGGAACAUCACCGAUCCAAGUCUGCAGAAAGGCUUCCUGGAUUCAGGCCAUAGGAUCCUGGGGGCCGUUGCCAAGGUGAGAGAUGCGUUCCAGCCACAGGAACCAGACUUCCCCCCACCACCACCUGAUCUGGACCAGCUGCACGUCAGCGACGAGCCCGCCCCACCAAAACCACCUCUCCCCGAGGGUGAGGUUCCUCCCCCCAGACCCCCUCCCCCAGAGGAGAAGGACGAGGACUUCCCAGAGCAAGAGGUGGGAGAGAUGGUGAGCGAGCCCAUGAUGAUGGCCGCCAGACAGCUCCACGAGGAGGCCCGCAAGUGGUCCAGCAAGGGUAACGACAUCAUCGGUGCAGCCAAGAGAAUGGCCCUGCUCAUGGCUGAGAUGUCCCGUCUGGUGCGCGGUGCCGGCGGGAACAAGCGUGCCCUCAUUCAGUGUGCCAAAGACAUCGCAAAAGCCUCAGACGAGGUCACAAAGUUGGCUAAGGAGGUUGCCAAGCAGUGCACAGACAAACGCAUCCGGACCAACCUGCUCCAGGUGUGUGAGCGCAUCCCUACCAUCAGCACACAGCUGAAGAUCCUCUCCACAGUCAAGGCCACCAUGUUGGGUCGUACCAACAUCAGCGAGGAGGAGUCCGAGCAGGCCACAGAGAUGUUGGUUCACAAUGCCCAGAACCUGAUGCAGUCUGUGAAGGAGACGGUUAGAGAGGCCGAGGCUGCCUCCAUCAAGAUCCGGACGGAUGCCGGUUUCACCCUGCACUGGAUCCGAAAGACCCCCUGGUACCAGUAAGAAGAGACGGGCCCGACUUUGUUAAUUUGCGUUCCGCAAAUGCCACUCUAUUCCCUAUGUAGUGCACUACUUCUGACCAGGAUCCGUACGUCUCUGGCUAAAGGUGGUGCAGUAUACUGUGUGAGGAAUGUGGUGCCAUUGGGGACACAGUUAUUCUGUUCCUCUGCCCAAAGCCCAGCCUGGUCAGAAGAAAACAACAGCCAGACUCUCUGAGCAGUAGAUUUGAUGAACCCAUACAUACUAAUUCCAAGCUACAAUGAAUGAAAACGGCCACUUUUUUAAAAAGCCUGCCUGGUUAGGGUGAAAACCUUGAGUUAAUACUGAAAACACUAUUUAUCAGUCGAUGUCAAUCCCACACGUGUCUGUAAACAGUGACAGUUUUGUUCAAAUAUAAAGUAGGGGACUAUCCAAUGCAACUAUAACAUGGUUCAGAAUGAUUCUUACUUGCAAUUUCUUUUUCUAAUUAUAUGUUUUAAAGAUCUUAUGAGAAAUCCCAGGUAUAUAUUUUUUGGAUUAGAGGUUUCUUUUCGUAUAGAGUAAGGUUAAAGGUGUACUAGUCUCAGUGAAACAUACAAUGGUGAGAAGAGAGCUUUGAAGUUAAAAUUAGAAUAUUAACAUUUUUUUUCCUUGCAAGGCCUUUAUUUUCUAUAUAUCUUUAUACUGGUUCUUAAUUUCACUAUCUGCCACGUGUAGUUGUUCACCUUCGCUAGGACAAAGCACAUCUGCUCCAACUCAAUGGGAGUGAGUUCAAGAAUAUCAUAAUGAUCCGUUCUACACAAAUAUAAUAGACUAUUCAGUGGUAUUACACUAUGUUAUAGAAACUUAAAAAAAAAUAAACACUGUUCCUUGUUCUACAUUUUUAUUAAAUGGUGUGAUGGUUUUGGUAGCUAUUUUUUAUUUUUUUUUGUCAGUACUGCCAAAGAGUUUAUUCUAGCCUGGUCCCAGAUCUGUUUGUGGUCUUUGCAUCUACAGGGAGUCGGUGUGAUAGCACUAAACAGCCUGGCACUCAUGCUAGGUUUGUUCCACCAUUAACUUUUUCUGUCUUGGGGUUUUAUUAUAUCUGCAAUAUUGGAAAACAUCAUGAUGAGCUCUUCAGACACAUUGGGUAGAGAAUAUCUUAUUCACUUAGAACACAUAUCUGUAAAGAUACUGGCAUUCAGCUCUAUAUGUUUCUGGCUUGAUUGUUUUUGCUCACAUUGUUGCGUUGAGAUUACAUGUAGGCCUUAGGUCUGGUGCUCUCUACUUUGUACUUCUCAGUGAAACUAUAGCAAGCCAGUCUCCAUGUUGUUGCCUGACUAGAGGCCAGCUAUAGUGUAAUGUUUAAACUGUGUCUUGACCUAAUGUGGUGAAGGAUUAAUGAAUGAUGCAUCAAAUGCUUUGAAGAUAAAGAGUCUGGAGUGAUAGUCUGGGGGGGGAUAAAGAGUCAUGGUCUGGAGGAUGAAGAGGGAACAUAUUUAAGUCUAGGGGGGGUGGGGCUCUAGGACUAGGUUUAAUCCGGGAGACCAAUGUGUUUCAGUGUAAUACGUCACAUGAAACUGGUGAUGAGAUAUCAGCCUUCUCUUCCUCUCAUAUCUUCAAGCUACACUAAACAUUACACAGCUGGUACAAACGGUUGCAGUUUUGAAAUGUUUUCUCUUGUGUCUGAAUAAUCCCAGAGCAGUUUGAAUGUGUACGAUUAUUGAGACCCUACAAAACCAUCUGAUGUGCCCUGUAAUAAAAAGACUGAUUGCAAUAAA